AUGGAGGUGGCGGGAUGGUUUGUUGGUCCCAUCAUGAACAAGAUCAUCAAAGCUUGCUCUGAUUACCUGGUCGAGCAAGUCGGAUGGCGGACGGGCAUGAAGAAGAAGCUGGAAAGGCUGCGAGAGAACCACCCCAAGAUCCAAGCUGUCGUCUUUGCCGCUAACCAAGCAAAAAUUAUCGAUCAGACCCCGGGUCUCAAGGAAUGGAUAUGGCAGCUGCGAGAUGCUGUUGAUGAGGCAAAUGAUGUGCUCGAUGAGUUUGAGUACAUGAAGCUUAAAGAACAGCUUUCAAAAAACAUUGGGGAAACAAAAGAAAGUACUGCGUUUUCGGAAAGCUCGAGGUUCCUGAUUGAACGUGCUCGCAAAAUUGGCAAAAGUGUUUUCAAUGUUGAUCCCAACUUGAAGAGGCUUGAGGCGGUUGUGAAGAAACUAGGUAAAGUUUCAGCUGACGUUAGUACUUUUCUUCAUCUUAUAGAUAGCGCAAAGCUGGAGCAGCAGGAGCAGCAGCGUCAGUUGUCUGAAGAACGUGAAACAGGAUCCUUCCCUACAAAUGAUCUCAUCGGUCGAGGCAAGGAGAAGGAACGUGUUAUGGAGUGGCUGAGGAAAUCAUCAAAUGAGCAUCGGGGAACUACUUUGUACGGUAACAUUUCUCUGCUAUGCAUAGUGGGCCAUGGUGAUAUGUUGGAAUGUCUUAAUAAGAAGAGACCUCGUUUGGAGACGCUUGUGGCAUUUCAAGGGCGUCUCGAGGAGGAGGUGAUGUCCAAAAAGUUCUUACUUGUGCUGGAUGAUAUUUGGGAGGAGGAUGAGGAGAACCGGGAUAUUAUUAAAUGGGAGAAGUUGCUCUCCCCUCUGGCUCAUGGGAAUAUUGAUAGUAAAAUUUUGGUAACAACUCGAAUGGACUCGGUUGCAAUGUUGAUUGAAAAGGUCAUUACAAAGAAGGUGGAAAUAGUUAGAUUAGAGGGCUUGGAGGAAGAUAAGUGUUUGCUGCUCCUUAAGUCUUAUGCAUUUGCUGGUUUAGAGAACCGACAGAACCCCCCUGAAAAUUUAAGAGACAUUGCUGGAGAGAUGGUUAAAAAGCUUUUAGGAUUUCCAUUGGCAGCGAAGGUCAUUGGUGGUGUUCUAAGCAAGAACUUGGAUGAAUCACAUUGGAGGAAAGUUCUAGAAAACAAUUUAUUGGAUGAUAAAUAUAUCCAUUCCAUCUUAAGACUGAGCUAUAUAUUUCUGCCAAAUCCUCUACAAAAUUGUUUUGCAUUUUGUUGUAAAUUUCCACAAUAUCAUCUAUUUAAUAGAGAUGAUUUACUCCAAAUGUGGAUUUCUUUGGGUUUCAUUCAGCCAUCUCAAGGAAUAGAGGAUAUCGGAGAAAGGUAUUUUGAUGUUUUACUCAAAAAAGCUUUAUUUGACAAGGUCAAAUAUGACUGCAUUGUCAGAGAUGACUACAAGAUGCAUGAUUUAAUACAUGAGUCAGCAUCUAAAUUUUUUGCACAGGAAUGCGUUGAUGUUUUGGAUGAUGAAAAGUCAUUUCUCAAAAUUUCUGAGACUAUUCGACACUUGUCUGUUUUAAAUGCAAAGCCAUACAUCUUAAGUAAGAUUGAGAAGUUUAAACAUUUGCAUUCUCUUUUCUUGUUCUAUAAAGUUUCUGAUGAAGAUAUUUGCAGUGCACUUACAAAAAUAUUCGAAGCAUCGACAAACCUAUGGUUAUUAUACGUAUUUGCUCCAUACUUGAAAGUAAUACUCGAGGAGAUUGGAAAUUUAAAACAUCUUCGAUACUUAAAGAUUGUUGGUUGUAGUUUGACUAUGCUGCCAAGAUCUCUAAGCAAUCUUUAUCACUUGCAAUACAUAAUCUAUGAUAGCCCAUGGGAAAACCAACCUUAUGGUGAUGAUUUUUUACCUGACAUCAAGAACCUUACAAACUUGCGUCACAUAAAUUUGCCCGAGAAGGUGAGAAUUGAAGUAUCGCCUCCUUAA
Molecule: messenger RNA, 1965 nt
Organism: Dendrobium catenatum
Lineage: Eukaryota; Viridiplantae; Streptophyta; Magnoliopsida; Asparagales; Orchidaceae
Product: putative disease resistance protein RGA4
Exons: 3
Coding region: 1-1965 (654 amino acids)
Biological process (GO): defense response to other organism
Molecular function (GO): ADP binding
Source: RefSeq, a predicted model, not a curated record